AUGCGCAAAAGGUACCCUGCCUGCGUGGAGCCGAGCUGUUUGAAAACUAAACCGUAAACCCUGUCGUUUCUCUCUAAAUUCCUUCAGGGAUUUCUCUACUGAUUACAGUACAGCAAGAGUUAUGAUCCAAUGCUUGUACUAUGGAUUGUAACCCUGGUGUUGUAGAUGCAGGAGGUGACAAUUCUUCAUCUCCAGAAGGUUCAGAGUCACCUGAACUGGAUCGCAACCCAUCUCCACCACCAGCCAAUGAAGAGGCAGGUGAAGAUGCGGAUGCCAUUGGAGACACUGUGUACAGCAAACAUUGGCUUUUUAGUACUCUAACUCGCCUUAUACAGAUGAUCACAAAGCAUGCAGAAGAAGCCUCUGAAGGACCUAUGGAUCUGUCCAAUGAUGAUGAAGAAGAUUUAUGCAAACUUUGGGAUAUGGCUAUGGAUAAGGAUGUGGCUGGAUUUCUGCAGGAAUUCAGAGCAACCGAUAUUCUUCUGGGAGUUAUAGCCAAAUCUAGAUGUCCGCGCCUCACAGAAAUUUGUGUGGGAAUCCUUGGGAAUAUUGCUUGUUUUCCUGAAACCUGUUUAACUCUAAGCCAAAAUGAAGAACUGGGGGAAGUACUUCUGCUCCUACUUGGUGAUACAGAUCCACCAACUCUUCUAGAAACAUGCAGGUUACUACUGACUUGUGUCUCCCAGAAAGAUGUUUGUUCCUUGUGGCUUGAAAGAAUGCAACAGCAGCCGUCUGUUUGCUCCAAUCUCUGUUUCAUCAUGAGGAGUUCUACAAACACUGACCUUUUAGAGAAGGUUGGAGAGCUGGUUGACAAAGCUUUUGACCUGGAUGAAGGCCUGAUGAGGUCCUGGGUCACUCCUAAGUCACAUCCAGAGGCUGGAAAUGGAGAAAGCUGUGUGGAUGUGGCCUCAUGUCUUCUCGAAGCCGGGAAGCAGCUCAGAUCAGAAAGUCCAAACGGAUUAGAGAUUUAUCUUCAUAUUCUUCAACUCCUGACUACUAUAACUGAGGGCAUCCAGAUUUUUUGUGCUGCUGAUGGGCCCGGAAAAGCUAUAUGGAACUUUCUUUGUGAAGUUGUCUGUGAGGGUCUCUGUCAGACAGAUGAUCUUCCAGUUGUCUUACAAGAGCAAAGGGGUAUUUUAGUCCAGGCCUUUGCGGUGCUGCAGGCUCUCUAUAAAUGCCAGGAUCAGUGGAGCAGUAAAGGGGACACAAGCUUGACACUUAUCGGCAGAGUUUUACAAGUCCUUCACUUCCAUAGUGAGUACAAAAACACUUGUACUGAAGAAGAGUAUUUUAAAAAUGAACAACUCCAGACACUGGCAGAAAUCUCAGCAGAGUUUUUAGCUGAUAUCUCUCCUGACAUUUCUAAGGAAUUAAUGGCAAAGUUGAUAAAAGAGGGUUAUCUGACAGAGAAGACCUGCCUGGCAGCUGCAGAAAGUCUGUACACUUCAUUUGCCACCUCUUUCCAACACCUGUCCUUGAUGCUGUCAGAGGUUGAUCCUGGACUGUCAGGCAAGCUCAAAAAACAUUUUCCUGUUUGAGACGGCCCUUUACAACAGCCAAGUAUAGCACCCUAUUUCUCUUUGAUGGCAAGAUUGGUUUUCCAUGGAAAGAGUCAUCAUUUCAUCAUUGCCCGAAAAAGUAACAGCUCAAAAUAGUGUCAUUGUUUCUUCUUGUUUGGUUAAUUGGGCUAAAUGUCUAUUUGCAGUUGUGUAGUUGUGACUGUUUUUAAUAAAUUGUAUUUUUCUA
Periophthalmus magnuspinnatus is the source of this 1746-nucleotide messenger RNA. It is a transcript of the gene saal1, whose product is annotated as serum amyloid A-like 1. The record is from RefSeq and is a predicted model, not a curated record. The coding region runs from base 141 to 1538 and encodes 465 amino acids. NCBI's taxonomy places the organism in Eukaryota, Metazoa, Chordata, Actinopteri, Gobiiformes, Gobiidae. The transcript has 13 exons.